UUGACCUCAGAGAGUCGCAGCAGGGAAAGGAAAAAAUUGCCGAUGCUUGGGAAGAUUUUUCCAUCCUGCGACCUAUGAACUUGGCACACAAGAGCAAGCAACUGCGAGAUUUGAGCGUUGUUCCAGUGACUCGGCGCAGGAGAGCACGAUGAUUUCCACGGCUCUUCACUGGCUCAUUCUGCUGUCGUUUAUCAUCUUGACCAUCGGCGGAAACGCGCUGGUGUGUUUGGCCGUGGGCCUCAGCCGGCGACUGUGGCGCAUCGCCAACUGCUUUGUGGUGUCGCUGGCGGUGACGGAUCUCCUGAUGGGCUUGCUGGUGUUGCCCUUCUCUGCCACUCUGGAACUACGCAGCGGGCGGUGGCCCCUCGGAGGCACCGUGCGCAACAUCUACGUCUCGUCGGAUGUCCUGCUGUGCGCCGCCUCCAUCCUGAGCCUGUUGGCCAUCAGCGUGGACCGAUACCUCGCCAUCUCGGCGCCUCUCAAUUACUCGUCGAGAAUCACUCCUCCCAGAGUGACGUUGGCCAUCGUCGCCAUCUGGGCCUCGUCGCCGGCUGUGUCUUUCGUGCCCAUGCACCUCGGCUGGAACACGGCGGACUACAGAGUGCAGCACUUGGACUGGCACGUGGGGCAAGAGCACAAGGAGGGACGCUAUUGCCAGUUGGAAUGGAAUAACAACUACAUUAUUUUCUAUGUCUUGUGCUCAUUUGACCUUCCUCUGCUGAUUAUGUGUGGGAUGUACCUUUGCAUAUUCCGAGUGGCACGCCAACAGGUGAGUAUUUCGAUGGGUCGUUUGGAGUCACUGGCCUGAAAUCCUAAAGUCCUAUCAAUGAUGCAAUUGAUCCUGCCUUGAUGAAAAUGAAUUUUCAGAUCGUACUAUCGAUCUUACAAAAUUAGCUGCAUUAUGACUCAAAUCCACUACUCAAAAUCUCAAAAUAAUCAUUGCUUUACUUUCCUGCGUCACGGGCGGCAGCAGACAGUAUACGCAAGGAUGCGCGAAAUUCCCAGCAGCUGAACUCCACCUCCUCUAGUCCCCCCAGGAAAGACAUAGAGAUGUUCUCAGAGCCGCCGUGAGACGCAGCACCACCAAGCGUGUCGUAGGUCUGCAAAUUGGCUCGCUUGGCUCCGCCUGCAUGAACAAGCUCCACAACCUAAUGGUGCCCUAAGGGUGAUAUCACAACUCAUCCCUCCUCCACUUGUGGAGAAGACCCUCCAAACCCUGAUCAUCCAGCCUUUUCCCAAUGGGAGCCUCGGUUUUGAUUCGGAGGAGCUGAUUCUCAUUCACAAACAGAAGACUUGAGAUCCGCCCAUGCAACCUCCAAUACAGUAGUGAUGGUACUCAACUGCUCCAGUAUUCCAUGAAAGGAACAGGAAAUACAUUGAACCUCUCAGGAUUGUGGCUGGACUUUCCUCUCCAGUACUUCAACAGUGAGAAGUUUGAUCCCACGCUUGUUCACCUCCUUAAUUAAAUAUGCCAAUCCAGAGGUGUCACAAACGACAGUCCGACAACAUUCAGAGCAUUCAGAGUAUUCAGGGUGAACAUCCUCCUGCCACUGCAAAGCUGGCAUCAAUAACAAUUAUACAAGACCGAAUUGUUGAAAUAGCUCCUUUUUGGGUUUUUUAGCUCAUGGCUCAUGUUAGUGUACCGAAUGGUGUGGCUAGAGAGGGAACAGCAGGUCCAGUACUGAGUCAAGACACUCUGUUGUGGGGGCUUCUGCCAUCUAGUGGCUCCUUGGAUCAUCGCAUGUUGCCUUCACAGCACAGCUGCUGAUAGAAGCCAUAGAAGGCAAGGGAGCGUGACACAAGAGAGGUUUUGCUCCAUCUCCUGCAGAGGCCAUUGUGUGCCAUUAAUGCGGGUCACCGUGCAGCCAUUUCAUGCUGGGAUAUCAUUUUUAAAAAAAUUAUAUAUAUCUAUAUCUAUGUACAUGUACAUCCACACUCACUGUUACACCUUCACUGAGUGGGAAUUGAACCCACGCUGCCCGCAGGGAAGGAAGUCAGACAAGCGAACCACGACACCGUGACCAUUUAGUUGUAGCGACGUUAUGAAAACAUUGGCAAAUUUCAAUUGCCCCAGGAGGAACAUCAUUUCUCAUUUGGGUCUUGAACGGAAAACAUUUUUGCAAAAGGCUGAUUUAAACGUAUCAUGCCAAAGAUGAUACAAUUUGUGGACCAUAAUUCAUUGCAAUCUUAUUAAUGACAGCACAAUUUGUCCAUGAGGAAAAACAGAACAAAAAUCAUUGCGGUGCUCGUAUAUUCGGCAUCACAACAGUAACGCAUCUUUUAAGAAAUAGCAGCAAAAAAAAAAAAAAAAAAGACAACAGCAAUUCAAUGAAUUUUGUUUCUCAAGCAGGCUCCUUGACUUGAGCAGGUCAAAGUUCCCGACUUUUCAACUGUGCCAGUGAAGGUGAAUGAGUGACCAACAAGUUGUUUUUGCGCGUGCUAUUCAAACGCUUGAUUGCAUCCAGACAGGAUGCUGACGACUGAAGGAUUUCCUGCAGACUCUAAAACAAAGUUUGUACAGUUCGAUUGCCACCAGCACAAUCGCUGAACUACCCGAUAUGCUGCUCUUAAGCAGAUCUUUAACUGCCUAUGAUUAGAGCUUUAUUCUAAAUAAUAAUAAUAAUAAUAACGAAAACUACAAAAAAGAAUAUACACUUUUCUGUCCAGAAUAAAGUUGCAUUGAUAAUUGAAUGAAGAGAGGCAUUUGAUCUUUGCUUACUCACAUUCUGAAAAAUCGCUUCUCUCGCAGGAAUUGCACACCAUCAAACUCCCAUUUAAUACUCGUGAUUAUGACUAUUUUAUGUCCACGAGAUGGCAGUAACAGAUAGUGACCCAGAGUAAGAGCGGUUGCACUCUGAUCGUCUCUGUCUCAUCCACUCGGCCGAUUAAGAACUUUAGACGUGCAGCAAAACAAUCAUUGAACACACGGUCCAGAGCAAAUUUUCCUUUUGAUGAUUUGGUUCAUGUGAAUAGUGCUGUAUGGAAACUAUUCCGUGGACAAAGACCGCUCAGAGCUUGUUGGGGGAAAAAGUACGUAUGUGCAAAUGGUAUCAUACUGUUCAAAUACAUUCAUGCAUGCAUUAUGCAACCAUUUAGAGUCGGUGUAUUUGUGUAGGCGGUGAGGGACAAAAAAGAGACAAAUCUUGGUCAUUUCUCUACAGCUAUUUUGGUUGCAAUAGGAGAGUGUAAAUGCUGCCCCGCUGUGUUGGAAUCAAAUUCCACUUUGGUGUUUGUGGAGCCCAAGCAGAGCACAACAGGAUCGUGUUUGUCAAGGAUCAUCCACAUUUCUUCGAACGCAGAAUAUGGACAGCAAGAUGACCAGAUUAACAUUACAUACCAGAUUUCUAAAACGUCGUUUGAUUCUAUUCACAAAUCUAACAUUCAUCAUAUUGCGCUUAUGUUAUUUACUGGGUGUACGACACACACUCGAAACAUGGCAGACAAGCAAAGUUCCAUGUUUUUUGUUCCAUGACUUUUUUUUUAACAGAACAACAAUUCCCUAUUGAGUAAAAAAUGGAAAUGCCAUAAGGGUUGACAAUACUGUUCAUGCUUUUUGCGUGAAACCGAAAUGAUCUUGAAAACAAACUACCAGGUGUAUCAAUAUUGUUGACCCACUCAGUGAAACUGAAAUGAAGGCGCUACUUUAUUCAAUGGAAUCUGUCCUUUUUGCAAAAUGCAUACCUGCGGACUGAUAUCCGUAUCCAUGACAGAGAGGGAGUUUUGCAUCCUUCUCUCUCCCUCCAAGCAUUUCUCACGUGAUUGGAGAGGGAGGAAAACUCUCUCCUGUCUCCACAAACAAGCUGCAAGAUUGCAUAACCAGUUUUGGAAGCUCUGCCUGAUGGAACAGACUGUGCGUUUGUGCACGCUCGAAUGUUGCACGUUUAGGAACACCUACACAAGCAAUCUAAGGUGAUCGAAAGCCAGAUACGAGCUGGAUCCAACAUGUUUUCUUGACUCCUACUUUCCCAUUCUUGCUGCACUUUCAUAAGGUUAAGUUUUCUACCGGAGGGGGCCUGGGAGCCUUUGACUUUUGUGCAGUAUCUGCAACGAUACUCGACUUUUGCGUGUCCCACUUGCAUGCGAGUUAACAAUGAAUGAUGCACCUGUGCUUCAUUUGAAUUGUCAUAGCAAAUUAAUUGAUAUUAUAUUCCAAUAUGAUGUCGUUCUAUGUGCUGAUUAUAAAAAGGCUUUUGUUGAAAAUAAUU
Phyllopteryx taeniolatus (common seadragon) is the source of this 4205-nucleotide messenger RNA. It is a transcript of the gene hrh2b, whose product is annotated as histamine receptor H2b. The transcript has a single exon. Gene Ontology annotation, cellular component: membrane. The coding region runs from base 149 to 808 and encodes 219 amino acids. Gene Ontology annotation, biological process: adenylate cyclase-activating adrenergic receptor signaling pathway. Lineage: Eukaryota; Metazoa; Chordata; Actinopteri; Syngnathiformes; Syngnathidae. Gene Ontology annotation, molecular function: G protein-coupled receptor activity. The record is from RefSeq and is a predicted model, not a curated record.